Molecule: messenger RNA, 1930 nt
Organism: Camarhynchus parvulus
Lineage: Eukaryota; Metazoa; Chordata; Aves; Passeriformes; Thraupidae
Gene: ZNF488
Product: zinc finger protein 488
Exons: 4
Coding region: 138-1763 (541 amino acids)
Biological process (GO): regulation of DNA-templated transcription
Cellular component (GO): nucleus
Molecular function (GO): protein binding
Source: RefSeq, a predicted model, not a curated record
GGGGUGAGCUGAGGUGAGCUGAGGUGAGAGCUCCGCGGGCACUUGGCCGUAGCGGGAUCCUGGGAGAGGGACGGGGCGCGGCGGGACCCCUGGCGCCGCAGAUCCCCGUCCCCUGCAGCGGGACCCCCAGGUUUAUAAUGGAACUUACAUCUUUGCCUAAAUUCCUUUGGACAAGUGACAACAAGCUUCUGCAUCACCAUUUUCCAGACAUACUGGCUACUGUUCAUACCACACAAGACAUCCCUGAAGAAGUUGUUUUUGGACCAUGCAUGCUCCAGAACACCCUGCUGGACACUGUAGCUUUCAUUGCUCUCAAGUGUUCUGACAGACGGAACAUCCACUAUGUAUUUAAGGUGGAUGUUACAUCUGUGCACAGUCCCACAGGACUGCCCUGGAUGAGACUGGUACAAGCAGCUGCCCAUAGCAAGGAGCAGAACUUGGAAGCUUACUUGGAAAACAGUCAGUUGUACUAUCGCUCCACCAGGAAAAUCAGCAAAAAUGAGGAGCUGCUUGUCUGGUAUGAUGAGGAGCUUUCCAGCCUCUUGGGUUUCAAUGAGAUAAAAGCUCAGAGGCCCCUGAAUGAGUUGAGAUGCCAAGAGUGUGACCGAGUCUUUAAAUGUGAGCAUUCCUAUCUGUCCCAUGUCCGCUUCCUCUGUGUCCCAGAGAAGAGUGCUCUGCUAUGGAGAAACUUCCAGAGCCCUAAAACUGAAAAGGGCAGCCUAGCUGAGCAGACCACGAAUUUCCACAGCCUGGCAAGGGACCUGGAAGUCAAAAUGGCAGCUUGUAAAGAUGAUGCACAUGGUCUUAUUGGAGAAAGGAGAGCAAAGUCUGAAGAGGCUGAGAGCAACAGGAGCAGGAAAACAGUGCUGUUGGAGAAAACCAAUAACUUGACUGAGGAACGUAACUGUGGGGGCAAGGAAGAGGUUGGGGGAGAGCAUGCAUUGGCUGGUUCUUUCAGGAAGCUUAGUUCAGGGAGGCAGUCAGCUAGGAAGGAUGCUUUAGAGCAGAAGCAGAGUGCUUUCACUGAGGUCAGGAGGAUGAAAGAGAAGCUGAGGAAUGAGAGACUGCAGGAGUCAGAGCAGGAGGAUGGCACGGCCCCACUUGGUAAAGAGCAGGUGUCAAAGGAAGUGUUGCUGAACUCCUCUGGUAGUGCUUUCUCCUUUGUUUGGCCCACCAGAGCUCGAGGAGAACAGAAGAGUGCUUUCAGCAAGCCCAGUAAGUGCGUAACAGAAAGAGCUGCAGUAAAUUCUUCUCAUCCCAUGAGUGAGUCAACAAAGAGCCUGGGGGAGCUGUCUGGCUUCAUUGCCACCGCAGACAUCAUGUGCUGCGGCAGUCUUCUCAAUUCCAAGUUCUUUGUCAGUGAUUUGUGUAAUGCUCAGAUGCUGCAGACAAGCAUCACUCGGAGCAAUGUUUUCCCGUAUACCUCAGAACCGUGGCUCAAGCAAGCAGGAGGACAGUUACAAAACACCACCACCACUUCCUCCUCCUCCUCCUCCUCCUCCUCCUCUUCUUCCUUGACUCUUCUUCCCCCCACCUUCACAUCCUUUGGAGUGGCUGCCCAGAACUGGUGUGCCAAAUGCAACCUGUCCUUUCGCAUGACAUCUGAUUUAGUCUUCCACAUGCGGUCACAUCACAAGAAAGAAUAUUCCUCAAGUGAAUCCCAGUGCAAGAGGAGGCGGGAGGAGAAGCUGACGUGUCCCAUUUGCCACGAGUACUUCCGAGAACGCCAUCAUUUAUCCCGGCACAUGACUUCUCAUAAUUAGAGCUGUGCAGGCAGAUGUCACCAAGGGACCCCGCAGGUUGGAUGAAGAAGGGAAUGAUAGUUCGCUUCAAUCCAUUUCUUUUUGAGUUUACAUUAAUUUCUUUCAGGAAAUCACUGUUUACAAUAAUUUAUAAUAGAUGCUUUGCAAAAAAAAAAUUAAAUGUUUAC